Chara braunii is the source of this 5617-nucleotide messenger RNA. The record is from the annotation of a GenBank genome assembly. Lineage: Eukaryota; Viridiplantae; Streptophyta; Charophyceae; Charales; Characeae.
AGGUGGGCCACACUGUACAAUUCUGCCAACAGCGGCGGGACGACGAAAAGGCAGGAUUAAUCUCCACCUGUAUGGACGAGGAUAUAUACGACCGGUGGGGAAUGCACAUUGACCCCAAGACCCCGGGAGGAAUCAGGCAGGAAGCCCUCAGGCGGGCAGCGGCCGGGCCUCCAGCAGCCCCAACAAUGUUUAGGAUAUGGCAGGAAAGGCAAGACCCCGGCGUAAGAGUCGAGGAGAUUGUGGAUGAAAAUGAGGAAGUAACUCAGCGGUUGAAGGCGGGGACUAUAAAGGAGGAGCCCAUAGUUGUUGAGUCUCACGAUGAGGCGCAGGAAGUGGUGAGAGAGUCAGCCUCGACCAUCCUGGAGAGGAUGGAGGACCUGCUUGCAAAGGUCGGCAGGUAUCAGGAUCGUUUAAGGGCAAUGUGUGAAAAGGCCCGGGAAUGGGAAAUGAGCCUUCCUGAGGUGAUGCUCUAUGGGUCCGGUCCGGAGUCGUCGUCAGGACCACAAGGAUGUCCAAGCGAGGCGACGGUCGGGGCAGGUCCUAGGUUAGGGAUGACCUUCAGACCCCCUACGUCGCAUGGAAGGGUACCUCAGGCCGCGCAGAUUAGGGGCCAAAGUAAGGCCACCACCAGUCAAGGGCCUAGCCAAGCACCCAGUCGGGCGCCCCCUCGAAAGGACCCUGAGCCCGAACGAAGAAAGGAAGUGGUAGAAGUUCAAGAAGAGGAAGAUGAGGGUGAUGACGAAGAGGACGAGAGGCUCCGGCAGGAGGAGGACCGGAGGGCGGAACAGAGGGCCAAGAAGAGGGGGGCUCAGGGAGGGGUGGAGCCGAGUCUGCAUGAUGGCGUGCCAAAAAGGAAGAAGUACGCAGUCCGGCUGGAGGAAGACUUUGACGUGGAGCGAAUGGUGGAUAAGCUCCAGGAUGGCCAUAACGAUCUGAUGAACUUAAAGGACAUUUUGGCCUCAGCACCAAGGCUCCGGGGCGAGCUGAAAGGGCGGCUCUCGCGAAGGUUAGUGCCCAAUGUCCACCUGAGCUCAAUUCUGCCCAGGGAGAUAGAGUGGACAGAGGCGGGCACUAGGAUGGAUUGGAAAUGUGUGGUGGACUUGAAGGUGAGGGACCAGCCAAGCAUUGCAAUGGUGGACACAGGCGCGAAAAUGAAUAUCAUCCGGGAGAGGGACGCGACGAUGUUAGGGUUAGAAGUUGACCAUUCGGACCAUGGUGUGCUGCACGGCGCCAACUACAAGGCCAUUUUCUGCGGCACAGCGUCUAAUGUGAUGGUGGAGAUUGGGAGAGUAAGGGCGCGAAUGUGCUUCUUCGCCAUACCCGACGUCGACCACCCUAUUCUUCUGGGGAGGUCGUUCCUCUGCCGGACGGAGACCUUCGUCUUCAACAGGCAUGAGGGGACGAUGAUCCUGACUCUAUCUGAUCCGGCUUGCAGAAACUACGAAAUCAUAAAGUGUCGGAACACAAGGCCCGGAAGUGCGAGGAAUAGGCUCAACCUCGGCUCCUUUACCUUCGAGGAGUCGGAGUACGCGUGGCGGGGACUCCGGGAGGAACAAGAGGGGGAAGGAGCAGGCGAGGUGCUGUCCCUGGGCCUUAACGAUGUGAAUAAGGCAAUGGAGGUGGUGAAGGCGCACGAUAUGGCGGACCCGGAAGCCAUAAAGGCAUUGAGGGAACAGGAUCUGCAACGAAUGAAUGCAGUGACGGUGCGGGACGCGGGAGGGUUGCCGAAUGCGGACGCCCUGUCAGAAUCAUGCGCAAGAAGGUCUAUAAUCUCACUUAUAAACCUUUACUCUGGGUAUGACCAGUUUCUUGUGUACCCACCGGAUAGGUCGGUGACGGCGAUGCAUACGCCAAGGGGGCUAUUCCACAUGAACGUGGCGCCUCAGGGGUGGACUAAUGCGGUGGCGAUGGUGCAAGGGCACAUGAUUAGGGUCAUGCAGACGGUUAGUCCACAUAUCACUCAGCCCUACAUUGACGAUUUGGCGGUCAAGGGUCCAAAGGAGAAGGAGGAAGAUGAAGUGAUGCCAGGAGUAAGGCGGUUCGUAUGGAAGCACGUCCAGGAUAUCGAUAAGGUUCUGGGUCUGCUGGAAGAACACAACCUGACGGCAAGCGGCCCCAAGUCGAAACAUUGUAUGAGGGAGGCCACGAUUCUGGGCUUUGUCUGUAACAAGAGGGGGCGGAGGCCAGACGUGAAGAAAAUGGAUAAGAUCGUAGAGUGGUCAGUCCCCUUCCAGUCGAUAACGAACGUGAGGAGCUUCCUUGGGACCUGCGGGUUUUGGAGGAUUUUUGUGAAGGACUUCGCCACCAAGUCAGAGCAUUUGAGGAAGCUGGUGCGUCAGGAUCAGGAGUGGGUCUGGGGCGAAGACCAGAAAAGGGUUGUGGAAAGGAUGAAGAGAGAAUUCAAGGAAGGAGGUUUGGUGUCAGGAGCGCCAAACUAUGAGGCCAUAGAGGAAAAGCCAUUCAUUGUCGAGACGGACUCUGGGCCAACUGCCUUAGGAGGAGUCCUGAUUCAGGCGGAUGCGGAUGGGAAGGAGAGGCCGUUAAGGGACACAUGGUCUAGUGGAGGCGGUAAGGACGAUAUGGAAGGCCCAACCCAGGUAGAGGAGCAUGAGCAGCUAAUGGGAGGAAUGUACUUGCUCACCAACACGCUCCUGCAGGGGAACUUUGGCCAGAGGAGCGCAGCUAGCUCCGAAGAGGGCGAACUUCUCAUUCCUGAGAGCCAGGACGACGAGUUCGAAGAGGGAGAGAUUAGGGAGGCCUUCCGUGCCGAGGAGUAUGACGGAAUUUAUCGGGAGUUGGGGUUACUCCUGUCGUGCGAAAUGAGGGAUAGCGACGCAAGUGCUAAGGCCCAGAAGAUGAGGCAUCUCUACGUAGUGAGAGAUGGUCAUUUGUUUAUAAAGCGACUGGUUGGGAACCCCAGGAGGAUCGUAUGCGGGAGGAACCGGCAGAUCGAUGUCAUAGCAGCCUUACACGAUGGUAUAGCAGGGGGGCACAGAGGGGUUAGUGCCACGUGCGCAAAGAUAAGUGAGUUAUACCAUUGGGAUGGAAUGCUGACAAUGGUCAUCAAGUACUGCCAGUCCUGUGUACCCUGCCAACAGAGGUCUGACUUUUCGAAGGCAGUCAUGCAGAGGGGCGGGAGGGACACACGGCCAUGCCAGGGGCCCCAGAGGAUGGAGGGAAGAGGCGAGCAGCAUAAGCCGCCUAGGAGGGAGCCUACGCCUGAGUUUGAUGAUGACAACAUUGAGCUCUUCUUGGACGUAUAUCGGGAUCAUGCGGCACAAAGAGGGUGGUCAGUGGCGGAGAGGAUUCACCACUUGAGGGGUAUAGGGCGGUUCGAGGAGUCUGUCGCUCAGAUAUGUGAGGAGGCCCUGACUUGGCCGGACGUGGAAGCCGGGAUGCAGAGGUUGAGAGCUUCCCCUAGGGGGCGUGAUGGCAUGCCCAUUCGAUUGGAGGAGGGGAAUGCAGAUGAGUUCAUCCCCGCAUAUGAGCACUACAUGUUGAGUCUGGGGGUUGCGCGGGAGGAAUGGGUGCAGGCUAUACUCAUCUGGACGAGGCAGGCAGAGAGGCAGGUGGCCAAGCAGAUUCAAAAAAGGGCUCGAGACUGGGAGGACUGUCAGGCCCAGCUCAGGAGGGCGUUCGGACGGCCACAGCAUGAGAGGCACGAGCCCAGAGUUGAGAGGCGGUGGCGAAGCAAGAGGCCAAGGGAACCGGCACCGAGAGAGGCGGGGCUGGCCAAAGAGAGGAGGGGAGCCCCAGCCCAGCGGGAGGAUGAGCCCGCAGGGCCCGCAUUGGCAGAGGAGUCGUUCCCUGCUUGUGGCCUCCGAGCGGUUGAGUUUCGGCGGAUUACGAGCGAGGAGUUGAGGCCGCCCUCACCACUGCCAUCAACGCAGGAGCUGGACAUACCAAGAGAGAUGCCAUUCCGAAGCUUAGCGACUCAUCUCGGUGUAUCCCGAUGGGAGGCCUCACGGAUGGGAGAGGGUUCAGUUGAGCCGGCAUGCUACGUGCCAUUGGAGGAGCCCCUCGACCCCGAGAUGGAGACAGACAUGCGAGACCGAGAGGAGCCGCAGGAUCCUGAAAUGGCAGCCGAGCGGCCGGAUCCGGUGCGACCUCAGGGUAGAGAGGUGAUCACGGUUGGGGACGAUACCCCUCCAUGCUCCCCAGCUCCAGAGCCAGCACAACGUUCAUGGCCAGAGGGAAUUCCUGAGCCAGGCAGUGAGGAGAUCCCGGAGUUUCCCCCUGAGGCCACCACUAUACCUGAGCAGGAGGCAGAGGCGGAGGACCAAGGGAUAGAGCCGACACCGCCGGUCGAGCCCAAGACAAGUGAGCAGAGGAUCGACGAGUUGUGGGCUAGGUAUGAGAGCCAGAGGGAUGCAGCCCGCCAGAGGUCACGAGAGGCAGGACGGGCGGACGAGGAGACGAGUGAGUUGAGAGAGAUGGGGGACUUGGGGUUCUCCGCGACCAGGCAGGCGAUUGAGCGCAUGGAUCAGAGGCUAUGCGAGACGGCAGUCACAUCUUUCCAGUGGUAUAAUCUACUCAGAAAUGAGCUCAGGGUCAAAGAGUUGGAGGUGGAGCACCUGACUACUCAGCUUGCCGAGGAGAGGGCGAGAAGCCAGGCUAGAGAGGUUGAGUGGGAGAGGAGAUUUGAGGAGAUGGCGGCCGCUGUGGAUAGGCUCUCAGCAGCCUGGGAGGCUAGCCAGGUGGGGCGAGCCGGUGCCGAUGGCCAGGGCUGGGGAAUGCGCGCCUCGCCGAGCCAAGGAGCAGCAGUGGAGGUCCCCCGACAGAGUGAGCCGAUGGAGGAGGUGCCCUUGGACGCAAUUGAGGAGGAAGGUGGUGCGCAAGAGUCGCUUAUGGCUAUGUCCACGGAGAGGAGAGGUUCGCGCUUGCAUGAGCUGGCGGCAGCCAUGGGGAUAGGCACUCCACAGGAGAGGUCUCAGAGGCUCGACACUCCAGAGGAUGCUCCGAGAUUGGGAAAGUUGAGGACGGAGCUGGGUUCCUGGGCCACGGAGACGGACUCCGGGGAGCCUGGCUCGCGGCGACAACAGCAGCAGGAGGUCAUGAGUGAGCCCACUGCUAUAGGGGGCCCUCAGCCGUCAGGGGUAUGCAGGGAUGAGGCGGUGCUGACAGAGAGGGCUCAUGAGGAGGGACCCCGAGAGUUGGGCACGCCGGGCUGCAGGCCAGUGAGCACGGCCAUACGAGAGGGUGGGGGUGUUGAGGCUAUGGAGCAUGGACCUCAGGGCCAUGUGGGGUUGCCCUCGUGUCAUGAGGUGACCACUGAGACCAUGGGGAUGCCUUCGACAUCGAGUUCGCAGGGGAGAAAGAAGAAGACUGGCAGAUGGCACGAUGCCUCCUGUUUGUGGUGCAAGGAGGAAGGGCAUAGAGCCGUGGACUGCCCAAAACUCCUCGAAGAUAAGGCCGAGGGGCGAGUUGCGGAGUUCAACGACAAGUUCUAUGACAGGCAGGGCAGGAUAGUAGAGCGAGCUCCAGAUGGGGGUAGGGCUCAGUUAUAUAGGCAGAACCAGGUGGAAUUAUGUAAGUAGAGAUUGGUCUGUCUAUAUAUUGAUAGGACAAGAGAUCCUUGACACACACGGGGCGGGGUUAGGGGUAUACAUACCUUGAG